Molecule: messenger RNA, 1992 nt
Organism: Manihot esculenta (cassava)
Lineage: Eukaryota; Viridiplantae; Streptophyta; Magnoliopsida; Malpighiales; Euphorbiaceae
Product: acyl-lipid (9-3)-desaturase
Exons: 2
Coding region: 244-1587 (447 amino acids)
Biological process (GO): lipid metabolic process
Cellular component (GO): membrane
Molecular function (GO): oxidoreductase activity, acting on paired donors, with oxidation of a pair of donors resulting in the reduction of molecular oxygen to two molecules of water
Source: RefSeq, a predicted model, not a curated record
UACAUCACUUUCUCUUGUUUGAUUGGUUGGCUUUGCUGUUUAAACAAAUCAUGUGGAGCUUCUUCUUCCUCACAACAAGAAACUGUACACAGACACAGAUUUAUAAUCUUUCUCAUGCUGUAGCCAAUUACCCACUCUUCCUCAUAAAAUCUCCAAUCCUUUCUGACUUGUGAAAGGAACAGAGGGGAAGCUAUCUCCUUUAUAUAUAUACAUUUCCUAUCUUUUUAGUUUAUUCGUUCUGCCAUGGCGGAGCCAAAGAAGUACGUUUCACAAGCAGAGCUUCAGAAGCAUAAUAGGCCUGAGGAUCUAUGGAUCUCGAUACAGGGGAAGGUCUAUAAUGUCACCGAUUGGUCCAAGGUUCACCCUGGAGGUGACCUUCCGUUGCUUCAACUUGCUGGCCAAGAUGCUACAGACGCCUUCGUUGCUUACCAUCCUGGUACCGUUUGGAAAUAUCUCGACAAGUUCUUUACUGGGUAUUAUCUUGAAGACUACUCUGUCUCUGAGGUUUCAAAAGACUAUAGAAAAUUGGUUGCUGAGUUCUCAAAAAUGGGUCUUUUUGAAAAGAAAGGGCAUAUUACAUUUAUUUCUCUAUGCUUCAUGGCAAUGUUGCUAGUUUUGAUUUUUUAUGGGAUUUUUUGCUCGAAUAGCACAUGGGUACAUCUGCUCUGUGCUGCUUUCACCGGGUGUUUGUGGAUACAGAGCGGGUGGCUUGGACAUGAUUCUGGGCAUUAUCAGAUCAUGACAAGCCGUGGAUUCAAUCGCGCAGUGCAGAUUAUCACUGGCAAUUGCGUUGCAGGAAUUAGUAUUGGCUGGUGGAAGAGGAACCACAAUGCCCAUCACAUUGCUUGUAAUAGUCUUGAUUUCGAUCCAGAUCUGCAGCACAUGCCUUUCUUCGCGGUAUCUUCGAAAUUUUUCAGUUCACUGACCUCUUAUUUUUAUGAAAGGAAGAUGAAUUUCGAUUCUGUUACUAGGUUCUUGGUCAGUUAUCAGCAUUGGACUUUUUAUCCUGUUAUGUGUGUUGCCAGGAUUAAUUUGUUUGCACAGUCUAUCUUGCUCUUGUUAUCUAAGAGAAAGGUACCCAAUAGGGUUCAAGAGAUUGUGGGAGUACUUGUGUUUUGGAUUUGGUAUCCUUUACUCCUUUCUUGCUUACCCAAUUGGGGAGAGAGAGUGAUGUUUGUUCUUGCCAGUUUCACUGUUACUGGCAUUCAACAUGUUCAGUUCUGUCUGAAUCAUUUCUCAUCCAAUGUUUAUGUUGGUUCUCCUAACGGAAAUGAUUGGUUUGAGAAGCAAACAAAGGGCACACUCAAUAUAAAUUGCUCUUCCUGGAUGGAUUGGUUUCAUGGUGGAUUGCAGUUCCAGAUUGAGCACCACCUGUUUCCUCGAUUGCCUCGCUGCCAUCUUAGAAAAGUCUCACCUUUUGUUAGGGAGCUAUGCAAGAAGCAUAAUUUGCCUUACCAUAGUGCAUCGUUUUGGAAUGCUAAUGUAAUGACAAUUAGGACUCUUAGAGCUGCAGCCUUGCAGGCUAGAGAUUUUGCAAAUCCGGUUCCAAAGAAUUUAGUUUGGGAAGCUGUUAAUACUCAUGGAUGAGAUGGGGAUCCUCUGAAGCUUUCCGAGGUUGCAGGGCCUCAAUUGUUUGUGCCUAUUCAACAUCCUGCUGUGUUUCAGGCAUUUUUAAUAUCAGUGGGAGAGUAAUUAUCUGUCACUUCUUGGACGCUUCAAUUGUCUCUUAUAUGAGCUUUAUAUUCAUAAGUUGGUUAAUGUAGUUUUCGGAGUAUUGUAAAGAUCAUUUCUGCCGAUUGCCCACAGGCUGGCUGCCGUAGUUCUUUCUUCUCUUGUUUUGUGUAGUAGUAUUGUACUUCUUGCUUUCGAGUAUCCUUUGGAUUUCUUUUGUAAAUUUGUUUUGCAUUUGAUUUUUAUCACAAAUCAAAUGUAAAGUAAUUGGUCCAUUGCCAGAGUUAAUUUCAACUUUGAAGAUCUUUUGAAAUUUCCUUA